This is a messenger RNA of Protobothrops mucrosquamatus (brown spotted pit viper), 1353 nucleotides long. RefSeq names its product calcyphosine (gene CAPS). NCBI's taxonomy places the organism in Eukaryota, Metazoa, Chordata, Lepidosauria, Squamata, Viperidae. The record is from RefSeq and is a predicted model, not a curated record. The transcript is spliced from 5 exons. Gene Ontology annotation, molecular function: calcium ion binding. The coding region runs from base 176 to 751 and encodes 191 amino acids.
UUUUCCCUUGACGAGGCCCUCCUGGCAACAGAGCAGGCGAUUGCUAUAGAGACAGGCAACAGCUCAACAGAAGCCAACACAACAGUCAAAGUAAGUUCCCCGGUUCGCGAGAAAAAGCAAGCAAGCAAGCAACAAUUACAGAUCCUUUUUUUCCAUCAUAGCAAAUAUCUGCAGCAUGGAAGGAAAAGGUACUGAAAGCAUUGCCAAACUCAGAGCAAAGUGCUUGGAAAGAGGAGCUUCUGGGAUUAAGGGACUUGCCAGAUUUUUCCGCAUCAUGGAUGAUAACGGCAGCAAAACUUUGGAUCUGGAGGAAUUUGUGAAGGGCCUCCAGGAGGCUGGGGUCCCCUUGGAAAGGGGUGAGGCAGAAGAGAUUUUCAGCCUCUGUGACAAAAAUAAGAAUGGUACCCUGGACUUCAAUGAAUUCCUGCAAGCCCUGAGGCCUCCUAUGUCCAACACCAGAAAAGACAUAAUUGCAAAAGCAUUCCAGAAACUGGACAGGACUGGUGAUGGAUUGGUGACGGUAGAGGAUCUUCAUGGGGUCUACAACAGCCGGUCCCACCCCAAGUUUAAGAGUGGACAGUGGACAGAAGAUCAGGUUUUCAGCGCCUUUCUGGAGAGCUUUGACUCUCCUGAUGAUAAGGAUGGGAAGAUCACGCAUGAGGAAUUCCUGAACUACUACAGUGGAGUCAGUGCCUCUAUUGAUAGCGAUGGCUAUUUUGUCGACAUGAUGAAAGCUGCGUGGAAGCUGUAGUGGGAACGAGAGUUGGCAUUCCCUUCUGAAGCAUAGGAAACUUAGCACAACAUAUUCAGUACGAAAUUCCUAGAACAUUCUAGUGUAAAGUAGGUUUAGGACUUUGGAUAAUGAGAAUCCAGCUUGUACAUGCAGGUAAGACAUAUGAUUGAAAAAAAGAGGUUCCUCUAAAUUGCCCAUAAUUAAGAUGCUGCAAUAGAAAGCUAACUAUAGCAGAAGGGACUCUGGUUUUCCUGACUUCCAUCCUUUUUCUUUCUGAGUUUUCUGUUUAAGGCAAGUUUGGGCUUUUUGGAAAUCACUUAAGCUAUAACUUCCAACUAAUGCUGGUCAAAUAAAGGAGUUUAACUUCCAAGAUCCCAUAAUGGCUGGGAUUUGCUGGGAACUGUAGUUUGUCAGCUAUCUGGAGAGACACAAGUUCCUAGCCCUUGUGGAUUUAUCAGUCUCUAUACAGAAGAACAUUUAACAUUUUCUAACUCAAUGCUAUAGAUUUGUCUAUCAAUGCAGGAUUCUAUAUAUCGACCAGAAUAGUAAAAGGCUUUUAUACUCUUUCCUGGACUUUCUUAGUUAAACUUUCUCCUGAAUAAAAGAUUCACCAACUCCAA